ACAUAUACAUAUAUAUUAUAAUAUAUACCAAUUUAGAAUUAAAAAAAAUUAUAUAAAAAUAAUUAAAAACAAAAAUCCGCGUGGUUGCGUGGAUCGAGAUCUAGUUUGUUUAUCACGGGAACAGAUGCUUGUCAUGUGCACAUUAUCUUAAAUCUCAUCUCAAUAUGUGAAUUCGUUCAUUAGAUAUAUAAAUAGUUAUCUGUUUUUUCUGCUAAUGUGCGGGAUCAAAUUUCAUCCCAGCAUAUAGCUGAAAGUCGAUGUAAAAUUAAUAUUUUGGUUGCGUAACCUAUAAAGAUUCUACUAUAAAGGCCUAGCUAGCAUUACUCAUCAAAAUACUUUUCAUAUUGCAACAAUAAUGUUAUUAUAUAUUUCUUAAUACAGUGAGCUGACGAAACAAAAUUGAAUUACUAGAGACUGAUGAAAUAGACCACUUAUAAUUUACAAAUCACUGUACUAGUCCUAAAGAUCAGAUAUGAUAUAAUAAUCGUCAUCAAUCUCAAACUUACACAUAUACACAUACAUAAGGUAGUCUCAGCAUGAGAAGUUCUUUUUUACAGUAUUUGGAACAGUAGUGAAGUGUAUUUUUGAUGAUGAUAUCAUGAUCAUAAUAACGAUGAUUGGACGUGAUCAUAAUACACUAUAGGAAACUAGGAAUCAUACAUUUUUAAGCUCCAAAAUCAAUUCAAAAUUGAUAAACUGACUCAUAUUGUAUAUAUUAUGCUAGAAGCAUCUCUACUUCUAAUGCGUGAGAUAUUCUAAUAUCAGGUCCAUGUUGGAAUAUUAAUCAAUUGGUUUUAUUUUAAGAAUCAUGGGUUUCCACCUUAAUAUAAUUGAUAGUAAAUUGAAAAAUGUCAUUUCUAUAUAGUUGUACAUAGGAGAUAAUCUAACAUGAAUGAUUCUAAGGGGAAGAAGAUAGAGUGUUUUCACCGUGAGUUCCAAAGUAGACAAAACUAAGAGCAUCUUUAUCGGGGAUAUUUAGGUGGAUUUUCAGGGGGAAAAAGUGGGGUGAGUCCUACAAAAUGGGAAGAAACGUGGUUUCCUGUUGCGAAAUAAAAGAUGUUUGUUUGUGGGUUUUUUACACUGUUUUGCGGGGUCCACGACACGUGACGGCCUGCAAUUGGUUCUUUUUUUUUUUUUAAACAGGUAAAAAAAAUAAUUUAAGAAACGGAAUUGGGUUUCCGCGAUGCUGAUGCUCUAAGGGCAUGAUUAACUCCGGUCUCUUAGCCGGGGUUCUUAACUCAUGAUUUGACACUUUUUGGUUUUUUUUUUUUUUAUACUUUUCGGAUAAAAUACGACUCUUAUAUUUCUUAUUUAAGAGACGGUUCUUAGUUUUUCUUAGUUAAAAUCUAAGAAAAGUUAAGAACCGUCUCUUAACCGAAUCUAAGAACCCCAGUUAAGAGACUGGGGUUAAUCAUGGUCUAAAUCAAUGAUAAAAAUGAAGAUGGUGAUAACUAAUUACAUUCACAGCAUACUAUAUUAUGCUUAUAUAAGCUUCACAUACACACAUCCAUAGUGACACAGAAUCUUAAAAUAGCAUGUAAUAUAUUAGAGUUAAGGGGUAUAGUCAAGUGCAAGGACAUCAUAGGACAUAUAUAUAUAUAUAUAUACUCAUACUACGCAUACACAUACAUACACAUCUACAUAUAUAGAGAGGACCAUGUGUUGGAUCACUUGUAUAAAAAGGUGAUAAGAGAGACUAAAGUUGAUAAACUCAAUAAGAAGAGAAAAAUGGCCGAUGAAGAUAGAUUGCUACCAAUAGCCAAUGUAGGGAGACUUAUGAAGCAGAUCCUACCAUCAAAUGCAAAGAUCUCAAAAGAAGCAAAACAAACAGUUCAAGAGUGUGCAACAGAGUUCAUCAGCUUUGUUACCUGCGAAGCCUCAGACAAGUGCCACAGGGAGAAUCGAAAGACGGUGAAUGGAGACGACAUCUGGUGGGCUCUAAGUACUCUAGGCCUCGAUAACUAUGCUGACGCCGUGGGGAGGUAUCUUCACAAGUACCGUGAGGCCGAGCGAGAAAGAGCUGAAAACAACAAAAGCAGCAACGAUAGUGGAAAUGAGAGAGAACUAAACAUCACAAGUGGUUAUAGUAGAGUUUUGGAGAAAGGAAGCAGCUCUUCGGCUCGUUGAGAUGAAUCUCUGUGACCUGAAUCAUGUACUAUUAAGCCAAGAAAGUUCUAUAGAGAGAAGAAUAAGAGGAUUAUAUAAAUAAUGUUUAUGUCGAAUCUUUAUAUUACAAUGUAUAUGUUUACAUUUGCUUUAUAUUUGUACUUCCUCUACACAAAGCUAUGAGAUUUUCUUCUUCAAAGCAAAUAUUGGUUUGGUUUGAACCAGCGGAGGAUCACAUGGAUAUGGAAGUGGAGAAGAAAGCAGAAACAAGGUACUAGCUAUUAAGAUGAUUUCCUUUUUUAGGUUGAAAAGUAGCAAGCUAGUAAGAAAAGAAGAGGUUUAUGCGUAUCACAAUGCAUAAAUCGGUAUACUGAUCUAUAUACGGUAAUGUUCAUCCACAUAUGCGGUUCGAGCCUGUGGCUAAUGUAAACCAAAGAUAAAGGAGCAGUGAGACAUGACCAUUUUUAAUGAGUUAUUAUUAGAAAUAGGAUUCUUGGUGGUUCUGGUGAAGUCAUAACGUAAUUAGUUCACAUUAAUGGACAACUGAACACAUAAGAAAAUAAAAUUCAAAUUAAGUUCAAGUCAAUAUUUCUUCUUUGCAAAAAAGAAGACAAAAAUAGCCAAUCAAACCUAGCACAACCAUUCGGGAGAUGAGCUUGUUUUGUUUGUUGCAAAGCUGAAUAGUCAAAAUGGGUCUAGGGUUUGCGUAUAGAGGGUAUUAGGUCCAGAAUUCAAAAAAAUAACCCCAAGAUUUUAAGGACCACCACCUCAUGGGUACACUAAACCCAAAAUUGUAUAUAUAUUUUUUCAAGAUUUGUAUAUCUUAUGACCUGCUCGCUUUAUGGUUAUCUGCAAAUCGGGUGAUUUUAAAUCAUCAAAUAAGAAAAGGAAAUAUAGAAAUAUUUCAUCAAAGAAAGAUGCAGCCUAUAGUUUAUGUAGAGUUUUCUUGGGACCACUUCUCAACUAUGUUAUGUUCUUGCUCUAAUCAACUAAAAUUGAACAAUUAACAUAUAUAAGAGAUUAGUUCGAAGAGACAAAAGCUGAUAUCACAAACAUCAAGAUCUUUAUUUAGCAAUGGCCAUACGAAGAUAGUAACAUUCCUUAGUACAUUUAAACCAUUAGUAUACCAAUGUGGUAAUACACCAUUCCUAUGUACUAAAACCUUAACAAUGUUGUAUCUGACAUUCAAGUACUUAAUGAUUCUAGGAUACAUGUUGGCUUCCACUGGCUCAAACCAUGGAAUCGCGGCAUUGAGCUCCUGCACAGGCAGGCAGGGUUGCCUUGGGAACCAUGAGCGCGAAUAUUUUAAGGUAUCCACAAGUACACACCACAUCUGAUGUGCCCAUUGAGAAGACAGAAAGAAAGAUGAAGAGGACAAGUCCAUGUGAAAUAUAAAAGCUUAUUAUGAUGAUUUGCAUACAACCAUUGCAGCAUGGACAUAAAGGAAUAUAAUAACUUAGUAUGAUGAUUUUACAUUCAGCUAUUGAUUUUUUUAAAGUUGAUGCACUUGAUACCCAUCAAGAAUUAGAUGCAGGUAUGUCAAAACUUCUUCGAGAAAAAGAAAAGAUCUAU
Brassica napus (rape) is the source of this 3678-nucleotide messenger RNA. Its product is annotated as nuclear transcription factor Y subunit B-4. Gene Ontology annotation, cellular component: nucleus; CCAAT-binding factor complex. The record is from RefSeq and is a predicted model, not a curated record. Gene Ontology annotation, molecular function: DNA-binding transcription activator activity, RNA polymerase II-specific; protein heterodimerization activity; RNA polymerase II cis-regulatory region sequence-specific DNA binding. NCBI's taxonomy places the organism in Eukaryota, Viridiplantae, Streptophyta, Magnoliopsida, Brassicales, Brassicaceae. The transcript has a single exon. Gene Ontology annotation, biological process: regulation of transcription by RNA polymerase II. Bases 1729 to 2127 code for a protein of 132 amino acids.